AUGCAGUACGCACUCAUCGCCGCUGCCCUCGCCCUUGGCGCCACCGCCGCUCCCGGCCCUAUGAUCACCUCUGCCCCUAAGGCUCUAAAGGCUCGUGAUUCGCUCCCCGCUUCCUCAGGUACCUCGAAGCUCUCCGCCCCAAAGACAAUUGCGGCUGGCGAGUCAUUCGACGGUAAAAUGUACCAGAUUGACCGUGGCGUCUCUUGUACUGGACAGGACGAGGGCGGCGACUCUGAUGCUGUUUUUAUCCUUGAGGAGGGCGCCUCCCUGAGCAACGUUAUCAUUGGCCCGAACCAGAUUGAGGGUGUCCACUGCCAAGGUGGCUGCACUCUCAGCAACGUCUGGUGGUCUGCCGUUUGCGAGGACGCCUUCACUGUUAAGUUGCAGGAUGCUGGUGACACCACCUACAUCAAGGGCGGCGGUGCUUUCGGUGCCGAUGAUAAGGUGAUCCAGCAUAACGGUGCUGGUACUAUCUCAAUCUCAGAUUUCACCGUUGACGACUUCGGCAAGCUGUACCGCAGCUGUGGUAACUGCGACGACAUGUACGAGCGCCACGUCAUCAUCAGCGGUCUCACCGCCUCCGGUGGUUCCACCCUCGCUGGUAUCAACUACAACUACGGUGACUCUGCUACCUUCUCCGACGUUACUGUUUCGGAUGUCGAUAACAUCUGUGUCACCUACAAGGGCAACGACAACGGUGACGAGCCUACCAAGUACUCCAGUGGUGCCGACGGUACUUACUGUAUCUACGAUGACAGCGAUAUUACCGAGUCAUAG
This is a messenger RNA of Truncatella angustata, 777 nucleotides long. Its product is annotated as pectate lyase-domain-containing protein. Gene Ontology annotation, molecular function: pectate lyase activity. Lineage: Eukaryota; Fungi; Ascomycota; Sordariomycetes; Amphisphaeriales; Sporocadaceae. Bases 1 to 777 code for a protein of 258 amino acids. Gene Ontology annotation, biological process: pectin catabolic process. The transcript is spliced from 2 exons. The record is from RefSeq and is a predicted model, not a curated record. Gene Ontology annotation, cellular component: extracellular region.